AUGAUCUCGUCAGUGACUCUAUGGAUGACAGAGAUAGCACCUCCCUCGAUCCGUGGCAUUCUCGUUGGUCUCGUCGGAGCAAGCUUGCUCUUUGGAUACGCAUCAUCGCUUUGGGUGGGCUACGGCUUCUAUUUCUUCAAGAGCUCAAAUGCAUGGAGAGUUCCGUUCGUGUUCCAGGGUUUUCCAGCACUCUUAUUGCUUGUUCUUCUCUACUGGCUGCCUGAAUCUCCCCGUUGGCUGAUGCUACAAGGCCGCCAUGAUCAAGCAAGGGAGAAUCUACUAAAGCUUCAUACUCCAGAAGAAGUGGAUGUCGAAUUCUUGCAGAUCCGCACACAGGUUGAAAUCGACAAGACUCUCCCAAGCUCAUACUGGGCCAUGUUCACAAAUAGAAACUACAGAAAGCGAACCCUUAUCGGCAUGGGCACCUUUGCCAGUAUCCAAACAUCUGGAAUUCUAGUCAUCAACAAUUACGGUCCUAUGAUUUACGGCGCACUUGGUUUCGGAGUCGAGACACAGCUCAUCUAUGCAGCUGCUUGGCUCACCUUGGGCUGGGGCGGUGGCUGCCUGGCACUUUUUGUCGUCGACAAGAUCCCAAGGCCUAAGUUCAUCGGCUAUGGCCUCCUUGCCUGUCAAGCAUGUCUAAUAAUCGAGGCUGCAUUGGUGGCCAACUUUGCGGGCUCAGACAACAAGACAGCCCUCCGAGCUUGUGUCGCGAUGCUCUUUUUGUUUGUCUUUAUCUAUGAGUUUUCGUUGGACAGUGCCCAGUUUGUUUACUUGGGUGAACUGUUCCCUACUCAUAUACGAGCAAAGGGUGUCUCGCUGGGCUGUGGAACACUAGCACUGAUGAACGUCAUUUGGCUAUCUGCUGCACCCACUGCUUUCGCCUCGAUUGGCUGGAAGUUCUAUCUAUGCUUUAUCAUCCCAGGAUGCUUUUGUGCCGCUAUCAUCCUGUACUAUCUCCCUGACACACUUGGUUUACCGCUUGAAGAAAUCAAUGCUAUCUUUGAGGACGAGUACAGAGAUAGCAUUGCUGGCAUUGAGGAGGGAAAUGCAAAGGGGUCUUUCUCAGAUAAGAGCCCUAAGGAAGUGGUUAGCAGUGAGUAA
Molecule: messenger RNA, 1104 nt
Organism: Fusarium musae
Lineage: Eukaryota; Fungi; Ascomycota; Sordariomycetes; Hypocreales; Nectriaceae
Exons: 6
Coding region: 1-1104 (367 amino acids)
Biological process (GO): carbohydrate transport; transmembrane transport
Cellular component (GO): membrane
Molecular function (GO): carbohydrate:proton symporter activity
Source: RefSeq, a predicted model, not a curated record